AGACGCUCGUUUGCCCGCGGCGUUUCCCGGCAUCAGUGCCCAUAAUGUGUUUGCUGAGUCCAUGGUUGUGGCCCGAGAGGAAACUUCCUCGUGUGCUUAAAUUUGGUUUCUUGGUUUAAAUGUUCGCCGACAAUGAUUUGCAAGGAACAAAUAGUUCAGGAUCAUUGGGUGGUCUUGAUGUCCGUAGAAGAAUCCCUAUAAAGCUUAUUUCAAAACAGACCAAUAAAACCAAACCUGCACCUCGAACUCCAAGAAAUAUGAACAGGAUGCCUUCGAAGACACAAGCUGGUGAUGAAGAAGAAUUUGAUUAUAACAAAGAGGAGCGAUACGAAUGUAAAGGAGGUGAAAUGUUUGGCAAUCAAAGGCGAUUUCCCGGACCCAUUUUUUGGGAUUAUAAGAUAAACUUGCUGGGGGAAAAGGAUGAUACACCAGUCCAUUUCUGUGAUAAGUGUGGAUUGCCCAUCAAAAUGUAUGGACGCAUGAUACCUUGCAAGCAUGUUUUCUGCUAUGACUGUGCUAUACUGCAUGAGAAAAAGGGAGAUAAGAUGUGUCCAGGCUGUAACGAACCUGUGCAGCGAAUUGAGCAGUGUGUACGAGGAUCUCUCUUCAUGUGUAGCAUUGUUCAAGGAUGCAAGAGAACUUACCUGUCACAGAGGGACUUACAAGCCCACAUCAACCACCGUCACAUGAGAGCUGGGAAGCCUGUUACUCGUCCUCCCAUCGAACCCGUGCAUCCUCCUAUUGCCCCACCACCGGCCGAAAUUCCCGAGCGUUUCAUAAUGCCCCCGGAGAAACAUCACAUGAGCCACAUUCCACCAAAGCAGCACAUCAUGAUGCCACCGCCCCCCUUGCAGCAUGUCCCACAUGAGCACUAUAACCAGCCCCACGAAGACAUCCGUGCUCCUCCUGCAGAGAUGGCCAUGGCUCCGCCGCCUCCCCGCCCGGUCAGUCAGGACACCUUCCGCAUCUCAACGAGGAAACACAGCAACUUAAUAACUGUCCCCAUUCAGGAUGACUCCAAUUCAGGUGCUCGAGAACCGCCUCCACCAGCGCCCGCACCUGCUCACCAUCAUCCUGAGUACCAGGGUCAGCCAGUGGUGUCACACCCUCAUCACAUUAUGCCUCCCCAGCAGCACUAUGCACCGCCCCCGCCGCCGCCUCCGCCCAUCAGCCACCCGCUCCAGCACCCUCCACAGGCGGCAGGCACCCCUCACAUGGUGUACAGCCAGGCUCCGCCACCUCCAAUGACCUCCGCCCCGCCGCCCAUAACCCCGCCGCCCGGACACAUCAUUGCCCAGAUGCCACCCUACAUGAACCAUCCUCCUCCGGGACCUCCCCCUCCUCAGCAUGGAGGCCCACCUGUAAAUGUAAAUGCACCCCCUCCCCAUCACUAUAAUCCCAACUCUUUGCCACAGUUCAGUGAAGAUCAAGGAACUCUUAGUCCCCCUUUCACACAGCCUGGGGGAAUGAGUCCAGGGAUAUGGCCAGCUCCAAGGGGGCCGCCUCCACCUCCAAGGAUGCAAGGGCCUCCUGCUCAGGCCCCACUUCCUGGACCACAUCACCCUGAUCAAGCCAGAUACAGACCCUAUUACCAAUGAUACAAGCAACUAUAUGAAUAGAGAAUGCCAUGAAGAAGAUAAAACUAAAUACAGAAGCCUUUUAAUUGUUUUGGGGUUAUUUUGUUGUGGUUUUUUAAGAAUACUGUCAUUUUGACUGUAAGACAUUUUGAGGUUUGAAUCUUAAAUAAUUUUUAAGCCUUGGCCGUAGGACUCUUAACUUCAAAUACUCUGUAGUGCUAAAAUAAGUGGCUUAGUAGACCACAGUUGCAUUUUAACAGAACUUCUGUUGCUAGUGUGGCUAAAUUGUCCUAAGAUGAUCACUUGUAAUACUAUUUCCUGGAGAAGAUGAACACGUGUUGUACCAUUCUGAAUAUUGUUUUUGUUAAAUCCAGUGUUUUUGUUAACCUGUGUACAAUAAUUAAAUCAAAAUAUGGUUGUAAAUGUGGUGAGUUUUUAUAUAAAGUUAACGUACGCAUAGUUCUGGGACACCAUUUCAACACGUACACCUUCCAAACGGCAGUGUAGUGAAAUAGUAAAGGAACUUUAACAUUUCUCCUACUGCCAUUUCCCGUUACUCAUAAGGAUUUCAGGGUGUAGUGAAUUUUUGGCACUAGAAAUCACACGUGCAGAAUUCUGCAUUUACCCCGUUUCAGCUUUUCUGGUUUUUCCUUUAUGCAUCAAAAUGAAUCUGAAAAGAUACAGCUUUGGGUAUGACAUGAAACCAUGUGUUGUGGGGGUUUUUUUGUUUGGGUUUUUGGAGUUUGUUUUAAAGCUAGUUUUGAUUCAGGAGGUUCUGUUUACAUGUAAGUAACUCAGUGGAGUUCAAUUCAAACUACUGUGUUUACCUGUGGCUGUGUUUGUGUGGAAGUGGCUGUGAACUUGCUUGCCAUGUCCAUGAAAAGCAGCUUCUUUUAGGUAGGGAAGACAUGUUUGCCUCUCACUUUAUAUAAUGUGUACAGUAGGAAAACUUCCUAUUUGGGUAAUAUGAGAAAAGUGGUCUGAAAUCCCACGUGUAGAUAUAAAAAGGUACACAUUACUUAUCUGUUUUGAUUUUGUGAUAGAGGUUUAAUUGAACAGACAGUUAUUAGGUGUUUUGCUUUUCUCAAAAGCUAGCAAUAUAAACAGGCUUUUAGGUCUGGUUUUUUCCAAAAUUUAUGUUUUAUAAGAUACUUUUAAAGAGAAAUGUAAUAUAAAAUGAAAAGAUUCCUUUUUAGUGCAGCCGGUAGCAGAAAGAGAUGUGAACAGGGCGGUAGUGUCUGUUGGUUGGGGUGCUUAUCUUUGCAUUUCUGAUCAGUAUUUGCACUGAGCCAUUGUUUUUCCAAAUGCCACAUUUCUGGCAGUGGUGCUUUUAGAUGAAGUCCUUCGGGAUAUUUCUAAAGUUUGUAGUUUCCUACUGUUCUCAAAUAAUCUGAGCCAUCUUAAAGCCUCAGUGUUACUUUUUUAUUUUGUAAACAUUCUCUUCCAGAACCAUAAGUGUUAAAUUUAUGAAAAGAGCUGUGACAGUGCAACAUUCCAAAUUUUGUAUUCUUAUGUCUAAACUUCAUAUUUUUAAUUGGUAGAGCAAGGGCUCUUUAGAUUUAUUCUGUUCUUGACUGCCAUUGAUUUCCUUGUGACCACAGCCAAAUCUUUUAGACUGCCUUUCAAGUAAAUACAUCUUCAGAGACGGGAUACAAAUAAAUUCUGGGGUAUGCAAAUGGCCAAUAGUGUCAACUGCUUGAAAAUGUACUUAGCUGUAACAUACUUCUUUCUAAGAGAGAGUUAUUUGGUGUGGUUGCUCUGAAAACUAAGUAAUUUUAAAUAAAAUACAGUGAUGAAGAAAAGAAGCUAAUUGUAAUAGUGUGCUAUGAAGCGGGCUGAUUGAAAAUUUCCUGUUGCUAUACGUGUGAAGGCAAAAAUGGCUAUGCCAGCAUUCUUUCAGUAUCUAACAAACACAUGAGGAACUUUCGAGGACCCCUUCUGUCACGGUGAAAUUGACUGGGAGGAGGCAUAUUUAUGUUACAGCGCAUGAUUUCAUCUGGGAGGAAAUCUGCAUGUCUGAUUCCUGUCCUUUGACUCUGCCAAGCCAAGCUCAGGCCCGACACAGCUGUGUCACAGGGACUCGCUGAGGCCUCCAGUGCCGGCUCGCUGGUGCUCGGACACGUGCGGCUUCCCAAGGGCCAGGCAUCCGCUUCACCAGUGCUCUGUGUUAGGGAAAAUGGGACAUUCUGGAACGAGCUACUACCCACCAGUCACAGGUGAUGAGGAAAUCAGGCAACUCUUUCCAUGGUGCUGAAGUAAGUCAGGUUUCAAACUUCUGUCACAUAGGCGCCUGUCUCCUGACCCAGAUGAAGGGUUCAAAAUAUUUCUGGGUCCAAAGCUAUUCUUGAAGUUACUGCUAAAGUGCUUUCCUGAAAAUUCUGAGGCAGAUAAAUUGAUGAAGGGAAAACAGCAGUUUUUGCUCUAUCAAGAAGCACAAAAGGUGAAUGUAUCUCUGUCAUUGUCAGUAUAGACCGUGUGUGAGAAUUUUUUUCCCCGUAAUUCAAACGAAGGUGACAUACGUCAUACGGACAAUGAUGUAUUAUUCCCCAAAAAACCAGUGGGAUCCCCUGAGCUGGUUAGUAACCAUGGAAAAAGUCUGAUAGAGAAAUUAACUGAAAAGUCAUCCUAUAUAGGCAGGUCCUGGACUUGAAUCAAAUUUCUAUGUCAUCUUGUAAGAGGAAGACUUAAAUAUAUUUUUUUAAUUAUUAAAUCAGGAUUAGAUUAUAUAUAUAAAUCUAUAACCUAUGUAACUAAGGGCACUGUUGAUGUUUUCAUAUUUUCAGAGUUUAAAAAUGCUUCCUCUGGUUGAAGCCCUGUGUUAACUGUCUUUUUAAUUUGUUUAUGGGUUUGGUAUAUGUUUUACCAUGGCUUUUUCCUUGAUUUGUUGGUUGGAUUAAUAUUUUUUUAAAAUACCAGGUCAUUUUACUGAGAGGUUAAAAAAUACAUGUGUUUUAUUUAAUUGUGUAAUUGACAGUGUUAGAAAUUGUGAGAUGUGAUUUCUUUGGAUCCCUUCUUACUGUAAAGACGAACAUUUGAAUUUAAUUAAUUGUGUUUAUUUUGAAUCAAUAUCCUUGUCUGUGGCAGUGAUCUCCUUCCUGAAGCAUUGCCAAGCAGAUCUCAGGUUUUAAAGAGAACUCUGACAUUUGAAUUUGUCAGCCAUUGCAGGUUCCUGUAACAAUGUCGCAUAAGCAAUGAAAAGGAGUUUUAUGAUGGUUUGUGUUCACCAUGGAAAGAAUGAAAGGACACCAGCAGAUGGCCUGAAAAUAUCUGUGUUUUAGAUGCUUGUCUCCUUAUACUUCAUCCUUGAUUCCAUCUCUGACUUUGCUUAAAAAGUUGUCUGCAGCCAUGCAUACCUUAUAACCAGGGGACCAGUAGUGUGAACGAUCCUUUCUGUUUGUGGUGGGUUUUUUUAAUACUGUUAACAUGAUGACUGAUUGCCUACAUGUGAUAUGUUAUGUUUUUCAUGCCUUUUAAAAAGAAAAAACUGUGAAUUAAUUUUUUUAAAAACUGAUCCACGAGAAUUGUAAAAACUUACUGGAUGAAUUUUCACUUCCUGCUCUCAAAGACUAUCAAAAACUGUUUGUUAAAAACUGAAGUGGAAGUAAUUCCACUACUACCUAACUACUUUUGAAUUUGCACACAUAGCAAAGGAGAAAAACUGUCUUCCUCUUAGUGGAAGCCAGGUGUUCUCAAAAACACAUUUGUGGAUAUGAUUUCCCUGUGGAUCAAAUCUGAACACACCUCUCUCUUUUUAAACUUUUCUGCUCUGUAAAACUUGUGUCGGAUUUCAAGUUGUUCCUCUCUGUGUGCAUUGCUGGGCUGCUGACAAAAGCAGGUACUGGUUUACAGCAGAAGGUCCUGUCAAGCCUGGGAAACCGGAGGAGCACAGUGGAUUGGAGCUGCAAUGGAAUACUGAAUGUAUGGGAAAUAAAUUUGAACUUUUCCUCUUUGUAUGUAUGACAGAGUCCAGCAGAGAAAUGUCCAAGGUUUGGAUUCACUUUCAUCCUGAUUACUUUUCCAAAGUAAAUUAUCAGUACUAUGCAAGUUGUAUUUCCCUUUGUAUUUAUUUUAUGGUGUUAAAAACAAUUCUUAGCAAUUCACAAAUCAUCUUGAUACAGUAAUAGUCCCUUCACAAUUGUGAGCUUUUGCACUGUGUUUAGAAAUAUUAUAUUCACACUAAUGAUUCACACUGACCAGUUUGCAAAUUCAACUGCCUGCAUUUGUUUGGGCAAUGUGAGUAAAAAUAAUGAUGUUUAAAUCCCAUUUUAGUUUUGACUUUGCCAUGAGACACCAACUUUAGAAACUUUCCCUAUGCUAAAUGGGAUUCCUCUAUUCUCUUGAGCAUGAGACAUUAAUUUGUGGGUUUUUUUCUCACUUUUUAAAAUUUAUUUUCAGUGUACUCAGUUCAUGAGUGCAAGAGGUUAAAAUAUUAAAAAAUGCAGCAUACAUCCAGAAAUGUGUGGGUGGAAUAGCAGCAGGAAGCUGGUAAAUUAGCUCAGUCAUUAUGAAACUUCAGUGAGUAAUUUUGAUAAUACAACUCAAGUGAUUCUUGAGUGCCAGUAGGACUCAUUGUAAUACAAUACUGGAAGUGGGAAGAGAGAUAAUGUGUGCAGACGGGCAGGAAUGUCUCCAUUUCUAUGUUGUAAUGUUUCACAAAAGGACUUCAGCAUAACUGCUUAGAAAAAAAACCCAAAUGAGUAACUAAAUAGAAGUAUGUGUCCAUUGUCAAGAGAUUUCUUCAGGUUUUUUUGUGAAGACCAAUGCUUGAACACACCUCCAAGAUAAUUUAUGGUGAAUUAUUUCCUCCACUAAAUAAAAUCACAUAAGUGCUGCUGAUUGUUC
Molecule: messenger RNA, 6419 nt
Organism: Cyanistes caeruleus (blue tit)
Lineage: Eukaryota; Metazoa; Chordata; Aves; Passeriformes; Paridae
Gene: CBLL1
Product: Cbl proto-oncogene like 1
Biological process (GO): regulation of cell adhesion; protein ubiquitination
Molecular function (GO): ubiquitin protein ligase activity
Source: RefSeq, a predicted model, not a curated record